GCACCCGCACAGCCCGGCACUCUUCUUCUCUCUCGUCUGGAAAUUUAUAAUAAUAUAUGAGGAGGAGGAGGGAAGGAGGUCCCAAGGAAUAAAGUGCGUGAGUGCUUUGAAUGCUCUUUUUUGUUUUUCUGGUUCUUUUCUUGGUCUUGGAUAAAGAAUUACCAAGAUAAGCCAGCAUCCUAAAAGGAGUCUUCUGCUGCUGCUGCUGCUGCUUCUUGUGACAAUACCAAUGUUUGAAGAAAGGGGGUAAUGGCAGCAGAGCAGAGAUCUUCUAUGAGGACCUCGCCAGCCAUUUCAGUAGUGGAGCAGAUUUAGAGGAGGCGGAGAAAUAAAGAAGAAAAGUUUCUCAAGAUUUCUGCGGAACUUGUGCUGAUUUAAUAUGGGGUCAUUGGCAUCCGAGACAGAGACCGUGCACCCGGAGAUCUACAUAUCAUUGGGUCUGAAGGCAUCAGGCAGAGGAAUUGCUGAAUUUCCAAGGAUAUUGUCUCUUCUGUCAUCACUUCUUGAGAGAGCUGUUCAGAAGAAUGAAAAGUUACUAGAUUCAAAGAAAAUUAAAGAAAUUGUCACCAUUUUUCAUGGUUUGAGAGCCCCAAACCUUAGCAUACAGAAGUAUGUAGAGCGUAUCUUCAAGUAUUCGAAAUGUAGCCCAUCCUGCUUUGUCCUUGCACAUAUAUACAUCAACAAAUUUCUUCAGCAACCAGGCAUUCAUCUGACUUCUCUCAAUGUUCACCGCUUGAUGAUUACAAGUGUCGUGGUAGCAGCAAAAUUCAUUGAUGAUGCAUUUUUCAACAAUGCAUAUUACGCCAAGGUAGGAGGAAUCAGUACUGUAGAGAUGAACAGACUGGAGCUAAAUUUCUUAUUUAGCUUAGAUUUUAGACUUCAAGUGGAUUUAGAGACAUUUGGAAAGUAUUGUUUACAGUUGGAGAAAGAAGCCACAGUAUGCACCAUAGAACGGCCAAUGCAGGUCUGCAGGCUAGAUGACUGGACUUCUGUGGAAGAUUCCAAAAGCCAACCAGCAGUCCAAAGGUACAGUUGUGGGGCUGUCUAAGGGCUUUUGUAGUUUUCCUAUAUGCACUCUACAACACUCAUGAACUUCUUGUGAAUGACAAUUGCCUCCUUGCUCUAUUGAUGUUUCCAUAUCUUUGUGAAAGCCUGUUUUCCAA
Molecule: messenger RNA, 1163 nt
Organism: Phoenix dactylifera (date palm)
Lineage: Eukaryota; Viridiplantae; Streptophyta; Magnoliopsida; Arecales; Arecaceae
Product: cyclin-P3-1-like
Biological process (GO): regulation of cyclin-dependent protein serine/threonine kinase activity
Molecular function (GO): protein kinase binding
Source: RefSeq, a predicted model, not a curated record